AUGAGCGCGGUCGGCGCGGCGCCCGGCGCGGUGGACGAGGGGCUGCUGGCCUCAUACCAAUUCCUCCGCGCCGACUGCGUGAACGGCACCUUCCCCGACGGCGCCGGCGCGGGCGGGCCGCUCGUCCGGACGGCCUCGACGCGCUGCCUCCACGGGCUGGGCGUCGCCGCGGACGGCGCCGCGCCGCGCGUCACCGCCGGCGCGGCCGCGCUGCGCGACGCGCUCGGCGCCAGCGCCGAGGACGGCUCUGACGGUUUGACGGUGGAGCUCUGGUUGCGCCUCGACGGCGUGGGCGAGAGCACGGAGGAGCAGCCCAUUUUUUCGAUCGGCGCGCCUGAUGCUGAUGACGAUUCGGAGCUGAAUAAUGUCGGCCUGCGGGUCUGCGCGUACCAAGAUAGGCUGCUUGUGAACAUGGUCUUCCGCGGUCAGAGUCCCUACGACGACGGAGUCGACACGCAGUGGUUCAACAAAAAUAUACCCGAUCUAGUUGGGGACAUCGCCGGUGGCAAUGUCUCACACGUCGUCGUCUCAAUUGGCCAACGAAUUGACGUCUACGUUGAUGGCAUGCUCUACUAUGACAACAAUUUCAUGGCCGGCUUCGAAUACGAGGACUUCAAGGCGACGGAAGCCUGGGCGGACACGUUCGCGCUCGAGCUCUUCUCGGACGGCAUCUCCCGCUACGAGGGUGCCGAGCCCUUUGGAGGUGAUAUCUUCUCCUUGAAAAUCUACGACCGCAAGCUCGACGCCGCCGACGUGGCCCAGAAUUUUGACGCGGGCCUACCGCAGACGCCGGCGCUCGCAUACCCGGUCGAGGCCACGAUCAACGAGGACGGCGAGGCUAUUGCGGGCUCACUCCUAGAUAUUGCUCCGAAGCUCUACGCGGCGCCCUUGCCGGCGUCGCGCCUCGGGACCGUCUCACUGAACGUCGUGGACCUCGACGAGGCACCGGGCUAUCCCGCGAGUCAGCCGAUGAAAUCGACGGCCAUGGUCGCGACGCUGCCGGAGGCUGGCGAGAUCCUGCAUCUAGACGGCACGCCGAUUAGUGUAGGAGACGUCCUGGACCCGCCGAGACUCCUCGCGCGGCCGCCGCUCGACGCCGUCGGUCAGAACGUCAUGAACUUCUCGUAUCGGGCGGUGGAUGGUGGCACGGGGUCGAUCUCGAGUGCCGCGACGGUCUUGAUCUCGACGGUCGCAGUCAACGACCCGCCGGUGCCGUCGAAUAUGACUCUGGUAGCCGAGGCCGGCGCGGCCCGCGUCAUCGAGUUGCCAGGCAGCGACGUCGACGAUCCCAUCGCCACCGCAAUUGCAGUACUAGACGGCCCUAUUUCACCGGACGUCUCCAUAAUACUGAACGCCACGGCGCGGACGGUUUCCUAUCUUUACGAGGGUCCCGUGACGACCGACGCGAUGGACCCCGAGACCGGUGUGUUCCUCGUCGACUCCUUCCGGUUCCGACUCAUAGAUGCGCACGACGCCACGUCAUUUGCGACGAACGUCACGGUAGAGGUCCGGAGCCCGAUCGUCGCGACACCAACAGAACCCCAGACGAUCGCCGAGGAGGGCGGCGACGUCGAACUGCGGGCCGUCGAUCUCGGUGAUGCACCGGGCGACGUCUGCGUGGAAAUCGUGGAACCGCCCCCCCAAGGACGCCUCGUCGACGGCUGGGGCGUGGAGGUCGGGCCCGGCGCCGCGCUCUCCACAAAGCUCCGGCCGCCCUUCGCGGCGGGGGCCCCGGUCCGCUACGAGGGCGGGGCCGACGCCUUCACGGCGCCGGAUCGGAUGUGGAACGGGUCGGCGCUCGCCGUGCCGUCGAUUCAGAUAAAGUACCGCGCCUUCGCCUGCGACGCGCCGCAGCGCGCGUCGCCCGUGGCCACGCAAUCACUGAAAGUGAUCAACGUCAACGACGCGCCGGCGCUCCUCUACCCGGCCCGGGCCUUCGCCGUCUACGCGGGCGUCGCGGAGUCGGACGACGAGUUCCCGUCUACCGUACUGCUGGAGGGCCUCGAGCUCACGGACGCGGACCGCGACGUCGACGCGGUACGGGUGACGGUGGCCGCACAAUUCUCGACGUCGAUGCUCUCCAUGGACGCGGCGCUGCUGCCGCUCGCCGACUUCAACAGCGACCGGGACUGCUUCGGCCGGGGCGCCAGCGGUUGGCGCUGCGAGGGCGACGGGCUGGACGAUUCCCGCUUCACCUUCGUCGCGACGCCGUCGGCCGCGAACAAGCUCCUCAAGACCCUGAGCUACCGGUCGAUCGCCACCGACGUCCGCGACGUCGUCUCGGUCGAGGUCUUUGAUGGGGUCGGCGGCGAGUGCCUCCACGAGCACACGACGGCGUCGAUCCGCGACGGCUGCUUCCGGCGCAACGCGUCGCUCACGAUCUACGUGGCGUCGUACGCGUUGUUCGAGGCGCACGCGUCCGCGUCCGCGCGCUCUGAGCGGCGCUGGGCGAAGCAGUACGGGUGGCCCUACUCUGCCUUCGCGGGCUUGUUUCUCCUGGCGUGUUUUGUUGCGUGUUGCGCGCGGUGCUGCUGCCGCCGCCGCACGUCGGACGACGGCGCCGAGGUGAAGAAGAAGCGGAGGAAGCGGGCCUGGUGUUGCUCGCGGCGCCGACGAUCGAACGCCGACGAGGAAGUCGGGGCGUACUCGUCGACGCCCUCGGAGGAUGAGAAAGAGGAGCCCCCGGAGCCGCCGCGGGCCACGGUCCUCCAACCCUUCGCCACGGUCCUCCAGCCCUUCGAGCCGGCCGAGCCCUGGCAGCUCGCGGUCGCGGGCGGCGCGCGCGUCAAGGUCCUGCAAAUUCACGAGGACGGCUGGGCCGAGGUCCGGGACGCGACCGGAACGACGGGCCUCGUGCCGGCCUGCUAUUUGGACCUGCCGCCGCCGGCGCCCGCCAAGUGA
Messenger RNA from Pelagomonas calceolata, 2901 nucleotides. Lineage: Eukaryota; Pelagophyceae; Pelagomonadales; Pelagomonadaceae. The record is from the annotation of a GenBank genome assembly.